Molecule: messenger RNA, 1131 nt
Organism: Momordica charantia (bitter melon)
Lineage: Eukaryota; Viridiplantae; Streptophyta; Magnoliopsida; Cucurbitales; Cucurbitaceae
Product: Pyridoxamine 5'-phosphate oxidase family protein
Source: RefSeq, a predicted model, not a curated record
GCAGCUCGGGCAUCAGAAAUCUAGGGGCCGGUGAAGUUGAAGUAUACGCUUCCGGACCCGAAAAUUCAGGCUCUCUAUCCAUAAGCUUUCGACACUCCUUUAGCUGGCACUGGGUUUCGACUUUCGACUAUAAAUUCAAUCUGAAACUCGAAUUAUUAUUCAUCAUCUUCCCCUCUCCCAAUCCAUCCAUUUAAUCCAAAUUCUUCUGAUUCUUAACUGAAGAUGGCCACUGGCAUCUUCACAGGUCUGUUUUACUAUCUGUUUUUUGUGUAUUUGGCAUCUCCUUUUGUUGGGUUGCACAAUUUCGUACAGGGUCGGUCGCUACCAAGUUCAAAACCCGACCCGGAUAAUGCCGCGGCCACUGCUCGCUGGUUGGUAUCUCAGAAUUCAUGGGGAAUCUUGAGUACCAUCUCAAGCGAAUUUGGGGGAGCGCCAUUUGGGAAUGUGGUUUCGUUUAGUGACGGGCCACCCAGCAAAGGUCAAGGCACGCCGUAUUUUUACUUGACUACUCUUGACCCAACUGCAAGAUACGCAAUCUCAGAUGAGAGGGCUUCAUUUACACUCAGCGAGUACCCUAUUGGAACUUGUGGCAAGGUAGACCCAGAAAACCCAACUUGUGCGAAAAUUACGUUGAUUGGAAAGCUGAAGCAGCUAGAGUCUAAUACGAAGGAAGCAGAGUUUGCUAGAACUUCCUUGUUCUCAAAGCAUGCAGAGAUGAAGGGUUGGCCUACAGGUCAUGACUUUCGGUUCUUCAAAUUAGUAAUAGAGAACAUAUUCUUGAUCGAUUGGUUCGGUGGACCGAAGCCUCUCACCGUCGAUCAAUAUCUCCAUUCAAAACUCUUCAGGAAUGAGCUCACAUCCAUUAUAUGAAUUUGUACAAUCUGAACUGCCCUGUUCAUGUCAGCUUCCUGGGUUUGAAGUUUGAACUGUAAAAUGUUUGUGCAUAAUCAUUGUUGGUGGGAUUGGGGACUAUGGGAAGAAUAAAUUAAGAUGGAUUCCAGAAUUGGUGAUGGGAUCUCCAAUCCUGUAAAAUCUAUACAUAAAUUGUUUUGUACGAAGCAGUUUGAUAACUAUUCUGUUUCAAACUUCUAAUGUACAAUAAAUAACAAUGUUCACCAAUAAUUUUCUUCA